Fonsecaea multimorphosa CBS 102226 is the source of this 2601-nucleotide messenger RNA. RefSeq lists its product as uncharacterized. Gene Ontology annotation, molecular function: protein tyrosine phosphatase activity. The transcript has a single exon. The coding region runs from base 1 to 2601 and encodes 866 amino acids. Gene Ontology annotation, biological process: protein dephosphorylation. The record is from RefSeq and is a predicted model, not a curated record. Lineage: Eukaryota; Fungi; Ascomycota; Eurotiomycetes; Chaetothyriales; Herpotrichiellaceae.
AUGUCCGCCACUGCGACGGCGGCCCUCAAAUCUUCAUCUCAUUCUCACUCUCACUCACAGUCGCAUUCACAUUCCAAAUCUCACUCCCAUUCCCACUCGCGCUCCUCCCGGCCCACGACCACUCCACGUACUCAGCCUGCGGCAGCCUCGGUCGGUCAAUCCAUGCCACCUCACCUAUCUCCAAAUAAUGCUCGAUCUGCUCAAGCGCCUAAAGAUGUCAAGAGCCCGAGUCCCAGCUACUUUGGCUUUGUUGUGGGCAGCGAUGAUACCAUACCGCCCGACUCCAACCCGGGCGCACAUGCUCGCCAAAAUUGGACGUACCCCAACUCAGCUGCUCCGAACAACGCCCCGACUCCCCGUCAUGUGCCGCUCGAGUCCAACCCAGAGUUUGAAGCGUUUAGAAGACAGUCGGAACAUAACCACAGGUUUGCUUUGAACACGGCAUUUAGACCUUCCCAAUCUCGAAACAACUCGACGAGCACUGCUUCGCGCGUCGAGACUCCCGCAUCCCCUCAUACAAAGAGGCCUUCGAUAGAGAGAAGCUCAAAAUCAACCAAUGGAGGGUCGGCCGUGCUGCAGCAGGGUACCCAGAUGGAGGAUGUCUCCUUUUUUGAUAUCCCAAGACGACAAUCUCCGGGACCCAUCAAUUCCCAGCAUACCGUUGCCGACCACCAACACGCUCGGCUCUCUUUACCUGACAAUAGCAUCCGUACACCUCCCCUCAAGGCUGCCACAAAUUCUCAUCGCUCAGACACAUUACCCUCGUCGGGCGAUAAAGACGCUCCUCCAAUUGUUUCGCCAACCCAAAUAGCAGAAGUCAUGAAAAACCAACCAGAAAAUGUUUUGGUGCUGGACCUAAGAGUAUAUCAGCAGUAUGCCACGGCGCGGGUACGAGGAGCCCUAAAUCUAUGUAUCCCCACGACACUCCUGAAGCGACCGGCAUAUAACGUGCAAAGGCUCGCCGAGACAUUUGCAUCGGCGCGAGACCAAGAGGCCUUCGCGCGCUGGCCAAAGUGUGCCUAUAUAAUAGUGUAUGACGCCAACUCUGCCUUGCAGAAGGAGGCCGUCACUCCGUUAAACGUGCUCAAGAAAUUUACGUCAGAAGGCUGGUCUGGGACGGGGCUCGUGGUCAAAGGUGGGUUUUUGAAAUUCCAGAAACUGGUUCCGGAGCUGGUUGACAGCGGUCCUGUUCAAUCCGGAAAUGGUGCGUCCUCACAGCCGCUGUCAAUCUCAGCUCCGGGGAAGGACGCCCUGCCCGUGGCCGGAGGUUGUGCCAUGCCCUCGGAAAAGUCGGCUGCCAAUCCAUUCUUCGGGAAUAUUCGUCAGAAUAUGGACUUGAUGGACGGAGUUGGGCAGAUGCCCAUCAAGAAGCCUACCAACAUGACAUCCGAGACGGAACGACAUAUGCCGGCAUGGUUGAAAAGAGCUGCUUCAAAGUCAGACGAAGGAAGACUGGUGUCGGACAGCUUUCUCAGUAUUGAGAAGUCGGAACAGAAACGCAUGCAGGAAGCUCUCACGGCCAAAGUGUCGUAUGGGACGCCGCGGACCGAACAGCCACAAAAGAUCCAAGUUGCCGGAAUUGAGAAAGGCUCCAAGAACCGAUACAACAAUAUCUUUCCCUUUGACCAUACUCGUGUCCGGCUUCAGAAUGUUCCGAACGGUAGCUGCGACUAUAUCAACGCAAGCCACGUCAAGGCAGAGUUUUCAAACCGACGAUACAUUGCAACCCAAGCGCCCAUUCCUGCCACGUUCAACGAUUUUUGGCGCGUCGUGUGGGAACAGGAUGUCCGUGUGAUUGUCAUGCUGACGGCUGAAGCGGAAGGGGGCCAGGUCAAGAGUCAUGUUUACUGGAAACCGGGCGAGUAUGGUCCUCUAAAGCUUAAGCAGCUCUCCGAGCGCCAGGUGAGCUUGGAGACGAAGAAGUUCGCCAAUAAACUUGCACCGACAGCCAGACCGUCCAUGGCGCCUAGAAGAUCAACAACAGCCAAUAUUCCAGGAGAAAGAGGUCGAGACGAGGGGAAAUCGUCGACUUCCAAAGUCCCUACCGCAAUGGUCCGUCAUUUCUCUUUAAGUCACUCAGCGUUCCCCUUCCAGCCAAUGCGUGAGAUCACUCAGAUUCACUAUGCGGAUUGGCCAGACUUUGGGGCUCCGGCAAGCCCUCUGGAGCUGCUUGGACUCGUAGAACAGGUCAACAAGUAUGUCCGAGGAGCUGGGACUUCGUCCAACGAUGUCGUGGGACCAGAUGAAGCGACGCCCGAAGGGCAACGCCCGGUUCUAGUGCACUGCAGCGCAGGGUGUGGGCGAACGGGCACCUUCUGCACGAUUGAUUCUGUCAUCGACAUGUUGAAGAGGCAGCGGCUCUCUCACGAGGCUGGGGAAGAUAAAAUGGAUGUUGAUACUGGCGAUUGGAUAAAUCGGGAUGAUGUCGAUCUGGUGGCCAAGACCGUGGAUGACUUCCGACAUCAGCGACUGAGCAUGGUACAGAAUUUACGGCAAUUUGUUUUGUGUUACGAGAGCAUAUUACAGUGGCUUGUGAUGCAGGAAUCAGAGCAUCAGAAACGACCGGGACUACCAGACCCCAGACGGAGUUAUCACGGUUGA